UUGCAGUGCCUGUAUUCAAUUUUUAUUUAUUAUUUUUUUUAUAUUUUUCGUAAUCGCAGACGGCGGAGAAACGCACUUUUUGCAGCAGGGGCUGCUGUUUACACAACAGUUUUGAGGUUUCUUGGCGGUUUGGAUCCUUCUUCUGUCGUUUGAACGGGAGCCGGCGGAUAUGAGUGGUCCAGAGGUUGCGAAGACGCCGGGGGGCAGCAGCGCCCCAGGGAAGGAUGGGAAGGAGCCGGUGGCCAAUGGGCACGGGGAGAGCGAGCCCAAUCCAUUCGCAGAGUAUAUGUGGAUGGAGAACGAGGAGGAGUACAACCGACAGGUGGAAGAGGAGCUGUUGGAGCAGGAGUUCCUGGAACGCUGUUUCCAGGAGAUGCUAGACGAGGAGGAUCAGGAUUGGUUCAUUCCAGCAAGGGACCUCCCCUCGGGGGUGGGGCAGAUACAGCAGCAGCUCAACGGGCUGUCCGUCAACGACUGCAACACCGAUGACAUCGUGCGCAAAAGCAGCUUAAACCCAGAGGCAAAGGAGUUUGUCCCGGGCGUGAAAUAUUAGGGUCCCACCCCCACCAGGGGGCACCCUCACAGAGACUCUGGUGAUCGUCACUAUGGCGGUCAUACCUGCACUCGGGACAGGGGCGUGUGGGAGACACGGCGAGGGAAAAACAACAACGACAAAAAAAACUCUUCGAUAAGCUUUUUAUUUCCGUUUGUUUCAAGUGUAAACUGGGAGGGUGGUGGGGAGGGGGGGGGCGGGCAGGCACCAUGUUCUGUCGGACACAAGAGAUAUAGCAUCAUACUCUGUGUAGAGCCUUUUUUUCUUUGUUUUGUUUUCUCCUCUUUUCAAUUAAAAGGGCCGAUCACGUGAGUUCUUGUGGCUAGCAGUAUGUCCCUGAUCAGGUUGUAUCUUUCUCCCCGUUUUUGUUUUGCGUCUUUAGGACAGUGGUGUUCACUGCUGGGGAGGGAGGGGGGAGGAGAAGGGUUUGGUUACCAAACAUGACGGACGCAUACACACCUACUUGCACGCACGCACGCACGCACACUCACAGACACGUACGUACACACACACAUGCACACAUACAAAUACACAAACACAAACGCUCACAUGCGCGCACACACAUGGGUCAGACAGUCGAUCUUGCUAAAUCCAUAGGAAAAGCCUGCGGGGGAUUUACACAGAAAUCUUUUUUUUUUUUUUUUUUUUGAAAGUCAGGAUACUGACAUAAAGUACGAAUUUCAUUAAAAAAAGGAAGAAAAAAAGACAAAUAAAGAUAAAAAUGGGUACCCUUUGGACCAUCACUUGUG
Anguilla anguilla (European eel) is the source of this 1302-nucleotide messenger RNA. It is a transcript of the gene paip2b, whose product is annotated as poly(A) binding protein interacting protein 2B. Gene Ontology annotation, cellular component: cytoplasm. The coding region runs from base 170 to 553 and encodes 127 amino acids. The transcript has 4 exons. NCBI's taxonomy places the organism in Eukaryota, Metazoa, Chordata, Actinopteri, Anguilliformes, Anguillidae. Gene Ontology annotation, biological process: negative regulation of translational initiation. Gene Ontology annotation, molecular function: mRNA regulatory element binding translation repressor activity. The record is from RefSeq and is a predicted model, not a curated record.